AUGGAUGAUGGUACAGAUGUUUUUGAUUUGACAAUUUAUGAGAUGGACGACGAGCAGGAAGACGCUGCAUUUUAUGAUGUGCGCAUGAUUUCAUUUGCAGGUAUUCCGGAUUCUGCAGUGCAAUGUUUCGAUAUGACUUAUUCGGAUGGAGAUUCGCAGUGGGAAUGUGCAGAAGGAUCCAUUUGUGCCGUUAGUCAGAGCACAAACGAGAGCGAUCAGGUGGCGGCCACGUUGAGGCCUGAGCUUGCAGAGAUUGGAACAGGUUGGAAGCAGAUUAGCGAGACAUGCUGGGCAGUGAAAUUGUUCGGCAUGAACUUCACAGACGUGGCAGCGAGCUUGCCGCGAGCUGAAGUGGACAGUAAGAUCGAAGAGCUGCAGGAACCCACCGAGAUGAUCACUCUUGCUCAUCGAGGAUAUCAGGACACUGCGAAGCUGGGUUUCGAU
Messenger RNA from Effrenium voratum, 444 nucleotides. The record is from the annotation of a GenBank genome assembly. Lineage: Eukaryota; Dinophyceae; Suessiales; Symbiodiniaceae.